CCCAACUGUCCACCAGAACAGACUGACUGCAGAGUGUUUCGACACUAGUGUGGCUGUUUAGUCGCUUAUCGCCUAGUAGAACGAUUCGCCAAGUCGUAGCGCACGUAAUCGGGCAACCUUUUGGGGUGACAAAAGUCACGCAGAAAAGUGUAUCCGCCGUGUGAAACUAUUGCGUCGAGCGUGUAUUUGAGUGGCCAUCGGACGGGGAAUAUUCUACGCCCGAUUUUCUCAGUGGAAUUUAAAGCUCUGUCAGCUGAAAAGAGCAUCUAGUGCAUAGAAAAGUUUCAACGCGUACAAUAAAUCGCUAUCACGUGUCAGUGAAUAACCAAACAAGCAGCGUUUCAGUAAAAGAGACAGUGAACCAGCCCUACCAAAAUGAGUCCAGACGUCAUAAGUGAACCGAGCAACGGCAUCCUGGACAGGGUGGUGAAGUUUUUCGUAGAAAAUCAAGAUGAGCGCACGAAGGAGUGGUUCCUGUCCGGUUCCAUCACGCCGCUGAUCAUGAUCCUCGUCACGUACCUGUACUUCUGCCUGUACGCUGGACCCCGGUACAUGGCCAAGCGGAAGCCCUUCAAGCUGGAGGGUGUGCUGAUCGCGUACAACGCGGUGCAGGUGGUGCUCAGCAUCGUGCUAGUGUAUGAAGGAAUUGAGGGCGGAUGGAGGAAACACUACAACUACUCCUGCCAACCCGUGGACUACAGCCGCAACCCGGUUGCAAUGAGGAUGGCUCGUGCCGUUUGGAUGUACUACAUGUGCAAGGUCGUGGAGCUGCUCGACACGGUGUUCUUUGUACUGCGGAAGAAACAGAACCAGGUUUCGUUCCUGCACGUCUACCACCACACCCUGAUGCCGGUCUGUGGCUUCAUUGGCGUCAAGUACUUUGCCGGAGGUCACGGUACACUGUUGGGCGUCAUCAACUCGUUCAUCCACGUCUGCAUGUACGCGUACUACAUGCUGGCCGCGAUGGGACCGAAGGUUCAAAAGUACCUGUGGUGGAAGCGUUACCUGACCGUGAUGCAGAUCGUGCAGUUCAUCAUUGUGUUCUUCCACACGGUGCAGGUGCAGUUCCAGCCGACCUGCGGCUACCCGAAAUCGAUCGCCGCCCUGCUGACGCUGAACGCCGGCCUGUUCAUCUACAUGUUCAGCUCGUUCUACGUGCACUCGUACAUCCGCAAGUCGAACGGUGCGGCACCGCAGCGCACCGCCGGCAAGGCGGGCGAGGAAAACAACAACCAGUUGGAAUGCAAACCAAAGGACGCCGUCGAGGCGAACACGCGGCCAGCCGUCGAGGCUAAGAAGGCGCUGUAGGCUAGCACAUUGCGUAUAAUAAUCUCUCUUCGUCUUGCGUGUGCGUGCGCGCGCGAGAGUAACCUGCUUGUACUGUUCGGAGGCAAGGGUGCAAGCAUUACACCAGGGCAGGGCGCACGGUGGAGCAGAGCUGGCGGAACAACCCGGAACAACAGUCGGCGGUACACGGGAAGGGAUCCAAAGAAAUGAAGGGAGAAAGGAGGUGUGGGAGUUUGAAUGCUAAACAAGAUGCACAAUCAACCCGCAACAGCUCCUAAUUCGGCAAGCUCCGAAAAGCUCGCCGGAGUUUGUUAGAGUGUAGGAUAAAAAAAGAACAAGAAGAGGAAGAAGAAGAAAGGCAAAAUGAAAGCCUUGGAUGAUCAUCGGCAGAAUAUCUGUUGCGGUAGAAUGCGCCUAACUACAUCGCAAAGUCAACAACAACAUCGUGCACAUACAAAACACAUUCCACUCCACAAAUCCCCGCAGUCCGUGCCUUUCGUGAUCUCGUGAUGCUUGAUGUAACAUCCCUCGACGACGUUUUGGGGGCAGACGUUUGGUGAGAGCCGGGAGAAAGUGAUCUCGAGCUUUCGCGAGCAUCUGCAACACAUAUGGGCAGCUUCUGAUACCUCCGAUACAGUGUGUAUGCGUGUGUGCGUGUGUGAGUGUGUCCUUGGGUAACUGGUUGUGUUUUUGCUUGCCUCAAAGCCUCCAUUCCAAACCGAAGUUUAGUCCUUCCGGGAGCAGUGUAUUGUUUUUUUUUUUGUCGUAUACUAUGUUUAGCUGAAGCCGACGCGUGCGAGAUGUACAUUUUUUUGCCUAGAUUAUUUAAUUUAAACACGGAAAUGAGAAACGGUACCGAUUA
Molecule: messenger RNA, 2149 nt
Organism: Anopheles merus
Lineage: Eukaryota; Metazoa; Arthropoda; Insecta; Diptera; Culicidae
Product: elongation of very long chain fatty acids protein
Exons: 8
Coding region: 376-1308 (310 amino acids)
Biological process (GO): fatty acid elongation, polyunsaturated fatty acid; sphingolipid biosynthetic process; fatty acid elongation, monounsaturated fatty acid
Cellular component (GO): endoplasmic reticulum membrane
Molecular function (GO): fatty acid elongase activity
Source: RefSeq, a predicted model, not a curated record